Molecule: messenger RNA, 2112 nt
Organism: Pyrus x bretschneideri (Chinese white pear)
Lineage: Eukaryota; Viridiplantae; Streptophyta; Magnoliopsida; Rosales; Rosaceae
Product: protein trichome birefringence-like 23
Exons: 3
Coding region: 195-1595 (466 amino acids)
Cellular component (GO): Golgi apparatus
Molecular function (GO): O-acetyltransferase activity
Source: RefSeq, a predicted model, not a curated record
UCCACACUGAACUAACGAGUCUCCAAAGCAGCCAAAAAAUCCUAAAACCACACCACAAGAAAACCCCUCUUCGAUCCAAAAUCCAAUCUUACAUCUCAAAAGUUUUAAUCUGUUUCUAGUCCCAAUCAAACGAUCAUUCACCCACUACAUUGAGAGAGAGGGGGAGAGAGAGCAACAAGCAAGCAGUGAAUGCAAUGAAGCUAAAUUGGAUGCACUGGUUCAAUCACAAGCACAAGCAUUUGGUAGUGAAGUUUGGAGUUGCAAUUCUUCUGAUGGGUCUUGCUUUUCGUCUCCUUCUCUCCACCUCCAAUAGGUUCUCGCCCAAAUUAGAAGCCCCUUUUCCUGAGAAAACUGCGGAUUCAGAGCAGCCAAUUGCUGUGCAGUUUCCACAAAACGAAGAUCACGAUGAGAUACCUUUUCCUGGAAAAGAAACACAAUUUCCCGAGAAAGAAACCCAUUUUCCUGAGAAAACUGUGGAUUCAGAGCCGCCAAUAUCUGGGCUAGUUCCAGAAGAUGGUGAUCAGGACCAGAUAGCUCCAUCAAAUGGAAAGUGUGAUAUUUUCAUUGGGGAUUGGAUUCCAAGUACUUCGGGUGCAGCUUACAAUGAGAGCUGCCCCACGAUUGAAAACCCUCAGAAUUGCAUAAGGAAUGGACGGCCUGAUACAGGGUAUCUGUACUGGAAGUGGAAGCCACGAUACUGUGAUAUACCAAAAUUUGAUCCAGGGAGAUUCCUUGAAAUGAUGAGGAAUAAAUCAUGGGCGUUGAUUGGUGAUUCGAUAUCUCGCAACCAUAUCCAGUCGUUGCUGUGCAUGCUCUCAACAGUUGAACAAGCCGUCCAAGUGUACCAUGACAAGGAUUACAGGUCCAGAAGAUGGCACUUCCCGUCUUACAAUUUUAGCGUCGCAGUUGUUUGGUCCCCAUACCUUGUCGAAGCUGCUAUUUUUGAAGACUUUGAUGGUGUGGCAUCAUCUGAAGUUGAGCUGCAUCUUGACAAGCUUGAUAAGAAAUGGGUGGAUGAGUACCAUGGUUGGGACUACAUGGUAAUUUCAACAGGGAAAUGGUUUCUCAAAACUGCAAUCUACUACGAGGGCAAUGAAGUUCUGGGAUGCCAUUACUGUCCUAAAAGGAAUCUGACAGAGUUGGGGUUUGAUUUUUCUUAUCGCAAAGCCCUGAGCUUUGUGAUGAACUUUAUAGUAAAGUCAGAUUACAAGGGCACAAUCUUUUUUAGAACAUCCACGCCUGAUCACUUUGAGGGCGGGGAGUGGAAUACUGGGGGAAAUUGCAACAGAACGGCCCCAGCUAAAGAAGGUGAGGUUGAAGUGAAGGAAGUAAAUAAGAUUCUGCGUAACAUUGAACUAGAGGAGUUUCAGAAGGCAGCUGCAGAAGCUUCUAAACAUGGGGUGAAUCUCAAACUCCUUGACCUUUUCCAACUUUCUUUGUUGAGGCCUGAUGGACAUCCAGGUCCAUAUAGAAAGUAUCAUCCAUUUGAACAAGGCAAAGACGCGAAGCUUCAGACUGAUUGUUUGCAUUGGUGCUUACCAGGACCUAUAGAAUCUUGGAAUGAUAUAUUAAUGGAGAUGAUAGUAAAUGGCUAAGAAAAUCAGCCUACUUCGCUGCCGGAAUUCUUAUUUUCCCUUCUAGAUCAUGAGAGAGCAUAUAAUGGAUCCUGGUAAAGUUUUUUGCAGAAGUUUCAGAUGAAUCGUAAAUUCCAUUCCUGCCUUGCGUAUAUCACAAUUCUUCAUUCUUCUCCGGAUGAACCGGUUCAUCUUUGCCACGACUGCAUCUUUACCAGUGUCUACUGUCCACUGACCUGUCAUCUAGAUCCUCAUCUGUAGUUACAAAGAAAAGAACACUGCAAACAGAUCAUCAUCUACCGUGUGGGGGCUUAAAGAUCUACCAAUAGAGAGCAGUUACCUGCACACCCUCCAUCGAGCACAGCCGCAACCUAGGUCAUUAUUAUAUUCUAUAAACUUGUAACUUUAUAAUCUUGUUUCAGAAACCUGUUUUUUUUUUUUCUUCUUCUAAUUUAAUUUCAUUGUUAUUUCCCUAAAACAAGUCAUAUGGUACUUUAUCUGCAAUAAAUAUGAAGGAUCAUACAAUUUUUUAUGCAAA